Messenger RNA from Sciurus carolinensis (gray squirrel), 2594 nucleotides. RefSeq names its product kringle containing transmembrane protein 2 (gene Kremen2). The transcript is spliced from 9 exons. Gene Ontology annotation, cellular component: plasma membrane. Gene Ontology annotation, biological process: multicellular organism development; Wnt signaling pathway. Bases 858 to 2243 code for a protein of 461 amino acids. The record is from RefSeq and is a predicted model, not a curated record. Lineage: Eukaryota; Metazoa; Chordata; Mammalia; Rodentia; Sciuridae.
GGCCGGCUGUGACCAGGGCGCAGCUGCCUUCCUCCCCAGACACCAGCUGCCCCUGCCUGUCCCGGACUGAGCGUCCACGAUUCCCGCCUGUCUCGCGGGUGCGGGGGCAGGGAGUGGCACUUCCUCCUUGGAGCCAGUAGCGCCGGCACCUGGGGAGGGAGGAGAAGGCGUGCGUGGGAGCGUGACAGUGAAUGUGUGACUGAGAGCUCGCGUACACUUGAAGAAGUUGCUGUGAGCCUCCGACUCCGUGCGGCCGCGGGAGCGGGUCUCGUAUCUCCCCCUUUAGGGUCCUCCGCUAGCCCAGCCUGUCCCCCUCCACGCCCUCCCUCUGGAACUCGCACCCACCCUCGGAAGGAGAGGGGAGGGCCGGGAGGCGUCUUCUGGGACGCUGGGGGUCCUGGGGGGCGGGCGUGGGAGGCGUCUGGACCUGCUGCCUGCGCUCCAGUCCCGGGCGGGGCUUCCCGUCCUCCCUCAGGAGGGAGGGAGGAACCCGCGGAGGGACGCGAAAGGGGCAGGAGCCAGCGCGUUAGAGACCUGGGUGAGGGAGAAGCGGAGAGCAAGGCACAGCUGGAAGGGUGGGUGUGGAGGCCGAGGCACCCGCCAGAGCAAAGAGACAGAGACAGAGAAGCCUCGGCCAGAUAUCCACCGGAGAGACCCCCAGGCAGGGACGAGGCAGAGGCACCUCCAAGGAGCAGAGACCCUGGGACCUCAGGGAGACGUUUCCCAGUCAGAGACCGAGAGCGUCGCCCAGAGUGAGACAAGGACUGACAGUUGAAGGACAACGCCCCCCGGGUCGCCUGGGAGACCCGGAGCGGGUCCGGGGGCGGGCCAGAGCAAUCUCGCCCUGGUUGGGGGCCAUGGGGACACCGACCCUGCAGGGCCUCCUCCUUCUCUUUCUCCCGUUUCUGCCGCUGCGCGGGGCCUCAGCGGGGAGCCUGCACAGUCCAGGCUUGUCCGAGUGCUUCCAGGUGAAUGGCGCCGACUACCGCGGUCACCAGAACCACACCGGCCCUCGAGGAGCCGGACGCCCGUGUCUUUUCUGGGACAAGACGCAGCAGCACAGCUACAGCAGCGCCAGCGACCCCCAGGGCCGCUGGGGGCUGGGCGCGCACAACUUCUGCCGGAACCCCGAUGGUGAUGUGCAGCCGUGGUGCUACGUAGCUGAGUCGGAGGAGGGUAUCUACUGGCGCUAUUGUGACAUCCCCACGUGUCACAUGCCUGGCUACCUGGGAUGCUUCGUGGACUCUGGUGCACCCCCAGCUCUCAGCGGGCCCAGUGGCACCUCCACAAAGCUCACUGUCCAGGUGUGCCUUCGCUUCUGCCGCAUGAAGGGCUACCAGCUGGCGGGUGUGGAGGCUGGUUAUGCCUGCUUCUGCGGCUCUGAGAGAGACCUGGCCCGCGGAAGUCUGGCUCCUGCCACCGACUGUGACCAGAUCUGUUUCGGCCAUCCCGGCCAGUUGUGCGGUGGUGAUGGACGCCUGGGCAUCUAUGAAGUGUCGGUGGGCUCCUGUCAGGGAAACUGGACUGCGCCUCAGGGUGUCAUCUACUCCCCGGACUUUCCCGACGAGUACGGACCAGAUCGGAACUGCAGCUGGGUGCUGGGCCCGACGGGUGCCUCCGUGGAGCUCACCUUCCGUCUCUUCGAGCUGGCCGACCCGCACGACCGGCUGGAGCUGCGCGACGCCGCCUCGGGCAGCCUGCUCCGCACCUUCGACGGCUCCCGGCCUCCGCCCCCCGGGCCUCUGCGCCUGCGUGCAGCUGCGCUGUUGCUCACUUUCAGCAGCGAUGCGCGCGGCCAUGCGCAGGGCUUCGCGCUCACCUACCGCGGGCUGCAGGACGCUGUGGAGGACCGCACGCCCCCCAAGGGCUCGGCCCAGACCCCCGCAGAACCCCCCGCGGGGGCCAACCUGAGCUGCAGCCCUAGGCCCGGAGCUCCGCAGGCUGCGAUGGGGGCCCGGGUCUUCUCGACAGUGACGGCCGUCUCUGUGCUGCUGCUGCUGCUCCUGUCGCUGUUGCGUCUGCUGCGCCGACGGAGCUGCCUUCUGGCUCCGGGAAAAGGGCCCCCGGCAUUGGGACCUUCCCGGGGCGCCGGGAGAAGCUGGGCUGUGUGGUACCGCCGACCCCGAGGGGUGGCCCUGCCCUGUCCUCCUGGGGACCCCCAGGCAGAGGGUCCUGCCGCCGGCUAUCGGCCCCUGAGUGCCUCCAGCCAGAGCUCCUUGCGCUCGCUCAUCUCUGCUCUCUGACUUCGGAUCCCCAGGGUCCAUCGGACCUUCUGCCAGUGAGAUGGACACCCAACACGUUAUGCCGCACUCUACCUCUGCCUCUUGCCACUUUAAAGGCAGCUUGGCCUCUGGUCACUUCAGGGAGACCAGAAAUCGGACAGGAAGCAUCUCGUGCUAUUCUGGGAAUUUGGCCUGACUUUCUGGGUCCAGUUCACCAACCCAUAGAUCUUGAUGUGGGAGGUAGUCUCUGUUUUUAGGGGUCUUCGAGCCUCUCUUGGAGUCAUCUUGAAUUGCUGCCCUCAGAGAGAGAGAGGGGUUGGAAGUUAAAAAAAAAAAAAAUGUAGCCCAAAUGUCACUGGCAGUCAGAGGAGC